GGGAGAAAAAGGUUUGUUUUCUUCUAAGCGUCAGCAAAAGGAGUUUUUUUUGGUCACUUAGCUAAAAGUACAUGUGAGCGAAGUUGGUCCCUGCCCUAAAAAGGGGAAAGGAAGAAGAGGAGAGAGAGAGAGAGAGAAAAAGACUUGGAUACAUAAAGAAAAAGUUGCAGAAAAAGGACAAUUCUACAAAAAAGAGAGAAUUAAAUAAAACAAGAACAAAAAAAAGUUAUUGGGAAAUUUGUUAAGAGAUAAAAGAGAGUUUGACCAUCAUGGAGAGAGACCUUGUCCUGGACAAGCCAGUACCCAUCAAUACAGUGCGGCUGAUGGAAGUUACAGAAGCCCCCCACAGCAGGAAGAACUUCAGUGUCAGUCAUUUACUGGACCUAGAAGACGUAGUAGCUGCAGGGAUGCAAGGAGCUAGAGAUCUGGGGCCACCAAAUGGAGACGAAGAUAAAGACCUGGCAUCAGGGGCAAGCAGUGACAGUGAAGUGACAGUCCAAGAAGGCAGGAGCCCAAGUCCGGGUUGCAGAAAGUCUUCACGCAAAAAGAAGCAGAGAAGGAAUCGAACCACGUUCAACAGCAGUCAGCUGCAGGCUCUGGAGAGAGUGUUUGAGAGGACUCAUUACCCAGAUGCCUUUGUACGUGAGGACCUAGCACGGAGAGUUAACCUGAGUGAGGCCCGAGUACAGGUCUGGUUCCAGAACAGGAGAGCAAAGUUCAGACGAAACGAGAGAGCAAUGCUAGCCAAUCGCUCAUCCUCCCUUCUAAAAGCAUACGCCCAAGAUACCGCAGCGGAGCAACAAGUUACCACACGGCCACCAUCUCUGACACCAGAGUAUCUGCCUUGGAACUCAAAUAGCAACUACAGCAGCUCCACUUUACCAGCCUAUAGUCCAACUACAACUCAAAGUGCCACAGUACCCACGCAAGAAGUGAACAUGGCCGACAGUAUCGCAAGCCUGCGUCUAAAAGCCAAGGAGUUUAGCAUGAAUCAGAGCCAGGUGUCCACUGUGAACUGAGCUAUGACCAUUGUCAGGCAAACAUUAGCACAGGGUGUGCCGGACACACCUACCAUGUGCCUAUGGGGCUAGGAAGCAACAUUACUAGGCACAUUUCUGUUAUAAACACCAACCUGCUGCUACCUUAGGAAGAUGAUCGUUUUAUAUUAUCAUAUUCUAUGAAACAGUGUUUAUCAAGUGGUUAAAUAUAAUCAACAUUUGCAGAAACAAUAAAAUUGUUUUCUUCAAAUUAAGAUCAUUAGCAACUCUGAUCAUCAUAUCUACAGGGCACAACACCCUUUAACCCAGCCCAUACUCUAUAUAGCUAUAGGCAAUAAUCACACGCCCCUCACUUUCAUAGACUGUAAUCACAAAGACUGAGCUCACGCCCCUCACUUCCAUAGUCUGUAAUCACAAAGACUGAGCUCACGCCCCGCACAUGCAUAGUCUGUAAUCACAAAGACUGAGCUCACGCCCCUCACUUCCAUAAACUGUAAUCACAAAGAAUGAGCUCCUGCCACUCACUUCCAUAUACUGUAAUCGCACAGACUGAGCUCAUGCCCCCCACGUCCAUAGUCUGUAAUCACACAGACCGAGCUCACACCCCUCAUGUCCAUAGUCUGUAAUCAGAAAGACUGAGCUCACGCCCCUCACGUCCAUAGUCUGUAAUCACACAGACAGAGCUCACACCCCUCAUGUCCAUAGUCUGUAAUCACACAGACUGAGCUCAUGCCCCUCAUGUCCAUAGUCUGUAAUCACACAGACCGAGCUCACACCCCUCAUGUCCAUAGUCUGUAAUCACACAGACUGAGCUCAUGCCCCUCAUGUCCAUAGUCUGUAAUCAGAAAGACUGAGCUCAUGCCCCUCACAUCCAUAGUCUGUAAUCAGAAAGACUGAGCUCACGCCCCUCACGUCCAUAGUCUGUAAUCACACAGACAGAGCUCACACCCCUCAUGUCCAUAGUCUGUAAUCACACAGACUGAGCUCAUGCCCCUCAUGUCCAUAGUCUGUAAUCAGAAAGACUGAGCUCAUGCCCCUCACGUUCAUAGUCUGUAAUCACACAGACAGAGCUCACACCCCUCAUGUCCAUAGUCUGUAAUCACACAGACUGAGCUCAUGCCCCUCAUGUCCAUAGUCUGUAAUCAGAAAGACUGAGCUCAUGCCCCUCACAUCCAUAGUCUGUAAUCAGAAAGACUGAGCUCACGCCCCUCACGUCCAUAGUCUGUAAUCACACAGACAGAGCUCACACCCCUCAUGUCCAUAGUCUGUAAUCACACAGACUGAGCUCAUGCCCCUCAUGUCCAUAGUCUGUAAUCAGAAAGACUGAGCUCAUGCCCCUCACGUUCAUAGUCUGUAAUCACACAGACAGAGCUCACACCCCUCAUGUCCAUAGUCUGUAAUCAGAAAGACUGAGCUCACGCCCCUCACGUCCAUAGUCUGUAAUCACAACUGAGCUCAUGCCCCUCACGUCCAUAGUCUGUAAUCACACAGACUGAGCUCAUGCCCCUCACGUUCAUAGUCUGUAAUCACACAGACUGAGCUCAUGCCCCUCACAUGCAUAGUCUGUAAUCACAAAGACUAAGCUCAUGCCCCUCACAUCCAUAGUCUGUAAUCACAAAGACUGAGAUCACGCCCCUCACAUCCAUAGUCAUUAAUCACACAGACUGAGCUCAUGCCCCUCACAUCCAUAGUCUGUAAUCACAAAGACUGAGAUCACGCCCCGCACAUCCAUAGUCUGUAAUCACACAGAAUGAGCUCAUGCCCCUCACAUUCAUAGUCUGUAAUCACAAAGACUGAGAUCACGCCCCUCACAUCCAUAGUCUGUAAUCACACAGAAUGAGCUCAUGCCCCUCACAUUCAUAGUCUGUAAUCACAAAGACUGAAAUCACGCCUCUCACAUGCAUAGUCUGUAAUCACAAAGACUGAGCUCAUGCCCCUCACAUCCAUAGUCUGUAAUCACACAGACUGAGCUCACGCCCCUCACAUCCAUAGUCUGUAAUCACAAAGACUGAAAUCACGCCUCUCACAUGCAUAGUCUGUAAUCACAAAGACUGAGCUCAUGCCCCUCACAUCCAUAGUCUGUAAUCACAAAGACUGAGCUCAUGCCCCUCACGUCCAUAGUCUGUAAUCACAACUGAGCUCAUGCCUCUCACGUCCAUAGUCUGUAAUCACACAGAAUGAGCUCAUGCCCCUCACAUUCAUAGUCUGUAAUGACACAGACUGAGCUCAUGCCCCUCAAAUGCAUAGUCUGUUAUCACACAGACUGAGCUCACACCCCUCACAACCAUAGAACAUAAUCACAAAGACAGAGCUCACGCCCCUCACAUCCAUAGACCAUAAUCACAAAGACUGAGCUCAUGCCCCUCACAUCCAUAGACCAUAAUCACAAAGACUGAGCUCUUGAUCUUUUCAUUCACUGAACAUAAUCACAAAGACUGAGCUCUUGAUCUUUUCAUUCACUGAACAUAAUCACAAAGACUGAGCUCAUGCCCCUCACAUCCAUAAACCAUAAUCACAAAGACUGUGCUUUUGCCCCUCACAUGUAUAGACCAUAAUCACAAAGACUGAGCUCAUGCCCUUCACAUCCAUAGAUUGUAUCACAAAGACUGAGCUCAUGCCCCUCACAUCAUAGACCGUAAUCACAAAGACUUAGCUCUUGCCCCUCACAUCAUAGACCAUAAUCACAAAGACUGAGCUCUUGCCGCUCACAUCCAUAGACCGUAAUCACAAAGACUGAGCUCUUGCCCCUCACAUCAUAGACCAUAAUCACAAAGACUGAGCUCUUGCCGCUCACAUCCAUAGACCGUAAUCACAAAGACUGAGCUCUUGCCCUCACAUCCAUAGUCUGUAAUCACAAAGACUGAGCUCUUACCCCUCACAUACAUAGACUGUAUCACAAUGAAUGAGCUCUUGCCCCUCACAUCCAUUAACCAUAAUCACAAAGACUGAGCUCAUGCCCCUCUCAUCCAUAGACCGUAAUCACAAAGACUGGACUCUUGCCCUUUACAUCCAUAGACCGUAAUCACAAAGACUGAGCUUGUACCCCUCACAUCCAUAGACUGUAUCACAAUGAAUGAGCUCUUGCCCCUCACAUCCAUAGACCCUAAUCACAAAGACUGAGCUCAUGCCCCUCACAUCCAUAGACCAUAAUCACAAAGACUGAGCUCAUGCCCCUCACAUCCAUAGACCAUAAUCACAAAGACUGAGCUCAUGACCCUCACAUGCAUAGACCAUAAUCACAAAGACCGAGCUCAUGCCCCUCACAUGCAUAGACCAUAAUCACAAAGACUGAGCUCACGCCCCUCAUAUCCAUAGACCAUAAUCACAAAGACUGAGCUCACAACCCUCACAUCCAUAGACCAUAAUCACAAAGACUGGGCUUUUGAUCUUUUUCAUUCACUGGACAUAGUGGCAAGGACUGAGGCUGUACCAUAUAACAGAACUAAGAAAUCCGGCCUCGCCUUUCAUUCCAUGUAUUUCUUUGUGUUAUCUCCUGCAGCUUAGGUGCGUGAUAUGUAAAUAUGUAGAUACUUUGUACAUAUGUUCUGUAUUUGUAUUAUAAUUGCAGACUUAGGAACAAAUUCCUUAAGUGAGAGCUGUGUUUUUUAGCUAUCGUAUUCAUCUAUUUUACACAUCUCAGAGAAAUAUCACAUUGAUUUGGUGUCUGACAACAGCUGUUAUACAACUCACCUGAAUACAGAUAGAUCAGAGCUUGAAGAACAUAAUAUCAAUAGCUUGGACUGGCAGAUGACGCUCAUCAUUGGAUUUAUGUCUUGUGACCACAGGUGUCUCAUUAUGAUUAUUAUACAUUGGACCCUUGUUGCAGUAAGUGAUAAAUAAAUGACUUUAUAGUUUUACAAUGGGACAAUAAUAUAAAUACUCUACUAUCUAUUAAACAAAGCUGUUCUGAUGAAGAUCCUA
Messenger RNA from Bombina bombina (fire-bellied toad), 4919 nucleotides. It is a transcript of the gene PRRX2, whose product is annotated as paired related homeobox 2. The transcript has 4 exons. Gene Ontology annotation, molecular function: DNA-binding transcription factor activity, RNA polymerase II-specific; DNA binding. Gene Ontology annotation, biological process: regulation of DNA-templated transcription. The coding region runs from base 270 to 1019 and encodes 249 amino acids. Lineage: Eukaryota; Metazoa; Chordata; Amphibia; Anura; Bombinatoridae. The record is from RefSeq and is a predicted model, not a curated record.